GCAAGACAGUCACAUGGAUGAUUCACUCACUGUAGGUUUAAAUGAAAUUAAAAGUGGUAAAACGGAUUAUGAUGACAUUUUUGUAGCUAGAUCUGAAUAAUGCUAUUGUUAAUCAGGGGGACAAGGAAGGAGGGAGCAGUCAGUGGAACCCUGGUGUGUGAGAGAAACUGAUGAAAAUGGUGGAAUGGUCACAACCCAGACAUGCAGCUCGUCCAUGUAACUGCACCGCAUAUAAAUGGUUUCUGUGGACUCUAGUUCCAUCAGGACUUCAGCAAAGUUAACCCUAGGCAGACAUGGCUAAAAGAGACUAUCUGGUGGAUGCGGCCAAGCAGAUCCGCAUGGCCCUGGACAGGGAAGUCAACGAGGACUACGAAGCUGCAUUUAGCUACUACAAGAAUGGUGUGGACCUGCUGCUGAAUGGAGUUCAAGUGGAUCCAAAUAAAGAAAGACGUGAGGCUGUGAAGCGGAAAACCACUCAGUAUCUGAAGAGAGCAGAGGAGAUCUUUAACUCUCAUCUACAGUACAACUUCAGCAAAGAUACCACACAAUUAGGGGGUUACAGCAGCUUAAGAUUCAGGUCUAUCAGACAUCUGAGCUCACCCGUGGAGGACCUGGAGAUGUGUAAGGUGGUGGGGAUUAUUGAUAAGGUUCUGACUGUCCAAAACCUGAUUAGCAAGGAGACAUUUGUGAUUAAGAGCCUGCCUAAGUCCAGCUGGGAGAACCGAGAGCGUUCCACCAUUAUCCCUCAGGGUGUCCCGUUCAUGGUAAAGUUACUGAGGUACUACGUCAGUGAGGACUCUGUGUUCCUGCAUCUAGAACAUGUUCAAGGUGGAAAGCUGUUCUCCAAACUGCACCGGGUCAGAAGUGAGGUAGCCAGAGAACAUCCAGACUGCUCCACCCCUAACCAGCACAAGUUCCAGCUAAAGAACAGCUACACCUCGCCUGCUCUCACCCAGCUGUACCACAUGAAUGGAGAACACCACCAGGGAAAUACCGCCGUAUUUCCUGAGAGAGAGAACUUGGAAGGCUUAGAAACGGACACACUGUCUUUUUGGAAUGAGGCUGAGCAUCAGCUCGACAGCUGUGGCACACACUCAUACUGUGAGGAAACAGGAUGCCUGCAGAAUUCCCGGUCGGAAAAGGCUGAAUUCCAGCAAAAGCAGUCCUCUAACCUUUAUGCAAUAAGGACCGAGUCUUUUUCCAGUGCUAAUCCUGGUGGUCAGCAAGAUUGUCUUAUAUCUCAGGACAGUUUUCCACUUCCUGUUCAUCCCUGUGUGAUUGUGGAUACUCGAGAUCCACUCAGUGUCACGACCGAUCUUUUAGGAAAUGACGUCCAUAUUGAGCGGAUUGACUCGAGCUUAGAUUUCGAUAAAGUAUGGACUGCUGUACCAGCUCAGGAACUGGGUUUAACAGGAACUAGGUCAAAUACAGACAUUCUUGGAAUCAGUAGUGCACCUCAGAUCACACUGAGCUCUUUAUUUGACACCACACAGCCAACUCUGUGUAGCACGGUCAACGUCCUUCCACAGAAAGUUCGUAUAGUUCCCAACACCCUGCCUUUAUCCUCACAGAAUCAAAAACAAGAUGACAUUACUCAUGGAAAAACUGAGAGCUCCCAGUGUAUGGCAAGCUUAAGCUCAGGAAAUUCCCAAGCAGGCACAGAGUACUGCAAUGGAACGCGAUCUACUGUGGAAAGCAAACUACUGAGACCUUUCGCCUUGGACUUCAUGACAACAGCUGCUCAGGUGAACAAUACAAGUAAAGACGUGGAAAGAGAGUCUGUGGAGGCUGGAGAGGAGACCUGGGAACUCCUUAGCCCACUGUGCUCAGAUAAAACACAAGAUACGUUCUUCACUCCUCACUCUUCUCAGGAGGAGCAGCUUAUAGAAGUCGACGGCUGGUGUCACUUGCCUCAGUUUAGGACGAGGAGCCAGAGUGUGAAGCAACAGUCUGGUCGAUGGGGUCUUCCUGAAGGAAAGGUGCGAAUGUGGGGAGCGCAGAUCCUGUUGGCUCUAGAGAUUCUUCAUGAACAAGGCAUCGUGUGCCAGGAUCUCAACCCCAGGAACAUCCUGCUCAAUAGCAAUGGAAAUGUGUGUCUGACUUACUUUGGACAGUGGACGGAGGUUCAGUCGGAAAUUAGUCCUAAAGCUAUGGAGGAAAUGUACUGUGCCCCAGAGAUUGGGGGCGUAUCCAAAAUCACAGAGGCGUGUGACUGGUGGAGUCUGGGAGCUUUACUGUAUGAACUUCUCACUGGAAUGCCCUUGUGGCAGUGUCAUCCUACAGGUGUACAUCCACACACACAGCUACGUAUUCCAGAUCACCUGAGCACGGCAGCCGCCUCGCUGCUCUCAGAGCUCCUUCAGUAUGACGCUGGAUAUCGACUGGGCUCUGGAGGUGGAGGUGUGAGUGACAUUAAGUACCACCCCUUUUUUAACUCUGUUCCUUGGCACACACUGGCCAGUUAAUGAAUACAGGGUGUGUUAUAUGAUUCCGACACCGAACACCUGUGGUUCAUGAGAAGUCAAAGCUCAAACAAAUGCCUUUACUGCCCCCCAGUGGUAUGUGACGCAAGUACCAUGAGGAUCUCCAAACCAUCAGCUAAACACUAAAAAACAAAUAGAUACAUUUUUUUCAGUCAUUGCUGUGGUUAUGAAAGGAACUAAUUACAGGACCUUACAGCACAUGUAUGGGGUUAUUGUAAGCAUAUACCUACAUCUCAGGCAUUUAAUUAUUGCUGCACCUCUGUAUGACAGAUGUACAAGUGAUAUGCAAUACCAUUACAUUUGACCUUGUUUAUCAAGCAUGUGAUGUAAUGUCAGUCCAUUUUGCCAGUACAGAUUUUAAUGAUAUUUUGGACAGUCAUGUCAAACAUUUGUGCCUCAAAUGAUUACUGUCUGCAUUAAGAAUAAUUUUUAUGCUCAUGAAAUGAGCUAACUACAUUUUUAUCCAAAGCAAAAAUAAUAAGAAUUAAAAAGAAAAAAAAAGAAGAAAAAAAAAA
Molecule: messenger RNA, 2998 nt
Organism: Ictalurus furcatus (blue catfish)
Lineage: Eukaryota; Metazoa; Chordata; Actinopteri; Siluriformes; Ictaluridae
Gene: rps6kl1
Product: ribosomal protein S6 kinase-like 1
Exons: 11
Coding region: 294-2465 (723 amino acids)
Biological process (GO): protein phosphorylation
Molecular function (GO): protein kinase activity; ATP binding
Source: RefSeq, a predicted model, not a curated record